Molecule: messenger RNA, 504 nt
Organism: Mycosarcoma maydis (corn smut)
Lineage: Eukaryota; Fungi; Basidiomycota; Ustilaginomycetes; Ustilaginales
Exons: 3
Coding region: 1-504 (167 amino acids)
Cellular component (GO): Golgi apparatus
Source: RefSeq, a predicted model, not a curated record
AUGGCGCAAGUACUAGAGAUGGCUAUGAAGAUCCCGGAGCGGAUCCGCUCGAUGCGUCAAGAGCGACUAUCAUCGCUGCGCCCACUCGGCGAAUUCUUUGACCAUCAACGCAUCUCUCGUCCACAAGAUACCAACGAAGCGUUCCAACGUAUCACUUACAACACACGCCACUUUUCGGGCAACUACGCCGUCAUCGUAGCGCUGCUCACUGUUUAUGGAAUGAUCAACGACACUCUGCUCUUGUUCGCCAUCCUCUUCCUCGUGCUCGGCUUCUGGGCGAUCAAUCGGUUCGCACCGGAGCCUAUGCAAGUUGGAGAGCACGUGAUCACGCAGAAGAGUCUGUAUACGGGACUGUUUGUGAUCGGUAUCCCGUUGUUGUGGUUCGCGAGUCCGUUUGGAUUCAUGUUCUGGUUGGUGGGGAGCUCGGCGUUCUUGAUCUUGGGUCAUGCGGCUUUCAUCGAGCCUCCCGUUAGCAGCGAGUACACCGGUGUCGAGACUGUCUAA